This is a messenger RNA of Cheilinus undulatus (humphead wrasse), 4578 nucleotides long. RefSeq names its product CD83 molecule (gene cd83). The coding region runs from base 122 to 775 and encodes 217 amino acids. The transcript is spliced from 5 exons. The record is from RefSeq and is a predicted model, not a curated record. Lineage: Eukaryota; Metazoa; Chordata; Actinopteri; Labriformes; Labridae.
ACUCUGUCACGUUAAAGGCGUAACGGGGCUCUACCAGCUUCUGCUUUCAUUUGCUUUCCGUUUAUAAAGCGCCAAACACACAGUGCUUCCAGUCUCACCAGAGCAGAUCUUCAUCAGCAACAUGGCUUUAAAGCUUCUGACUAUCGCUCACCUCGUCACCCUCUUGAAUCUUGCAGCGGGCAUGGCUGUAAAAGAAGAAAUUAUGGAGGUUAAAUCCGUCAUUGGAGAGGACUGCACAUUUCCUUGCCCCGCCAUUCCUAAACCUGGGGUUCAGUAUUUGGCUAUCACGUGGUACAAGGAACUGGACCCUUCCAGUCUCAGCGGCCUCUUGACCCGAGACCUCCCCAAUGGGACGACGCGCUGGUACCGGGGCGUGGACAGAGAGGUGGAGCUGCUGAGCGACUCCUCUGACAUCUUCAUGCCCAACCUGACGUGUGCCGACCGGGGCGUUUACACGUGCCACCUGGCGGCACCCGUGGGAGAGCAGAACAGGGAGAGGCAGGUCCUCCUCAUUGUGUCAGAUUGUCCUGAUGAGUCAACGGAAACCCUCGUGACUGAUGCUUACAUGGUGGUUGUCGCCACUCUGCUGCUGAUGUUUGCACUCAUUAUUUUCAGAAUAAGCUACGUUUGUCUGAGGAAUACCCUCAGGGAAAAGAACACGGCCAUAAUCAAAGAAACUUUACUGGAUGGAAAGCUCAAACCGCUGGAAAAGAAGGACCUCAUGUUGAUACAGACUUUGGGACCGAAACCGUCGAUGAAGCACGUCAUCGUUUGAAGAGAAAGUGCUCUUUCUUAGGAAGAUGACCACCUACACAGAAGAUGCUCUCGACCACAUUUAGGUCCUAAAAAGCUCAUUAAGUCUUUCGCUAAUGCCCAGGUAGAGCUGCUUUAAUUGAUGUAAGAAAGAAAUCAACAAAAAACCUUGAUUAUAAUCUGAAGAUUCCCUCGACAAAAACAAACCAGUGAAAACAGGACGAAAGCCACUGAAAAUACGAAAAGACAACGAGGACACGAGAGUGGGCUGUUCCUUCGUCGACAGUCAGGCGCCACAGAGCUCAGGCAGGCUGACUCGGAGCUAAAAUAUCGACACCGGCCCGAGUGCAGAGGUCAAACAGAGCAGUGGAGGCUCAGAGAGCGGAUGUGGAAUUAGCUAAGUAGCAGUUAGCUGUAGGCAUGUUCAAGGCAUGUUCAGAGGUAUGAAAGUAUGGACUUUAACUAUUUAUGCGCUAAAUAUGGGUUAUAGUUGGGACGACCCAAUAGUUAACGUGAAUUUCCAUCAUGCUGCGUUGAAUGCUGUGCUACUAGUGCCAUCUUAACCUCCUAAGUCCCUGCACAUGCAAAUUUAGACGUUAUAUUUCAGCUUUUCUACAACAUAGAAAUCAUUUUUACUCUGAGGAUUUCUGAGAUGAUUAUCCAGCAUGUCCACUGAAGUAAUUUGCUUCAAACGAUGGGGGAAUUUGCAAAAUUCACUUGAAAUUUUAAUGAAUAUGUUUUGGGAAUUUGCUCUGAAAUUUUCAAUUAUUAUCAUGGAAAUUUGGGGGAUAUGUUUUUAUAUUUUUGAGAGAGUAAUUGGAGGUUUUGGAGGGAAUUGCUUCACUUUUUUUCACCCCCAUUUUGAUGGGAACUUAGGGAAGUUAUUCAGUUGUUGUGGAAAUUUAUUUGGAAAUUUUCUGGGACCUUCAAGUAAAUUUAGGAAUUUAUUGUAAUUUAGAGAUUUUUUUCAAUUUUAGGGGAAUUUGCUUUGAAUUGUUUUUGGUAAUUUUAUGGAAAUUUAUUGGUUAAUUUUUGGAAUUUGACUGGGAAUUUGGAGGUGGACGGAUUCUUCAAAUUUUGUUGAAAUUGAGUCCAUGCUUGAACCUAACGAGUCCUUGGACACUGUUUUUGGUAAAAUCUACCUCAUGUUGAAAGAUAAGGCUGAGAUUAUUAACUUAACAGGUCCUUCUGAUCCCAAAGAAGAAAGCUCUGGUCUCAGGAGGUAAGGGGACAAUCCUUACUGUUUUGUUUGGCUGAAAUGGCAAAAAUGGACUCAGCACAGUAGGACUGUUGAAUUACAGAGAGCCAAAGCAGAUCACAUGAUCAAACUGGGCUAAACUGGUGAUUUUUUUACAGCUUAAAUGUUGAUUUAACCAGAAGUAUUUCCACUGAGAUACAAAAAUCUCUUAAUAGAGCGUCCUAGCCAAGACAGCAGCAUGAUAACUUCCACACACGACAAAAAAACAUGAAUCAACAAGCUCUCAGCAGAAAAAUGUGCAUUAAUUGUAGAUUUAAAAUCACCUAAACUACUGCAUCGCUGUUAGGGUGACCCUGUAGCUCAGACCAGGAUGACAGGGCAACAUUAAAAGCUCUUUGACCAAAGAUGGAGCGAGUUUAAGGAAUUUCAUAAUGAUGGAUCCAUGAGAAUGAAGGUUACAGUGACUCUCAGAUUUAUGAGUCAGUAGAGAAUAUAUAUGAGAAGGUUGGUUCAUGUAAAACAGCUUUAUAAAUACAGAUUUAGGUGACAUGUGCUUCACAUUCUCUAUUGGGAUGUCCCAAGAAAUGCUUUCAGCGUCUUUGUGAUGUGAAGGCAAUUAUAUUAUUAUUAUUAUUAUGACUACAGUAAAAGCAGUGGUACUAAUAUUAGAGAUGCCAAUCUUUGCCAAAAUUUUCAACUUAAAGGUCACAAAUUAUCCCUUUUUCAUCAAGUUUUACACUAGUCUGACAGCUCCCAGACAGGUCUUAGAAGCUUUGUCUGGUCUGCUUUAAAUGGGCUGUCUCAGUGUAUGAAGACGCCCCCUGCUGGCAGUGGAUGCCUCUACGGCUUUUCUUAUGUUUACGAUGGUCACACAGAUACAGCUAGUCUUAGAGUACAGCAGAAUUUCCCUGCAUGAGAUUUUUAAGUUGACACUUUCUGUAAGAGAAGGAGAGGAGAGAUUUUCUAGUUUUAAGGGGGUUUGUAGACAGACCCAGGAGACCAGGGAGGAUGUAAUCCUGUACAUGCUGGCCACAGGAUCCUGGUGCAUGUCUCCUGUCUCCCCUCAGCUGUCCAAUCAGAAUAAAGGAAAAACAUCCCCAGAAAUAUUCUUGAAGAAAGAGUGUUUUGCAUAAUAUGUGACCUUUAAAAGAAUAUAAAGAUAGAUAUAUGUCACUGAAUUGACUCGUUGUCCUAGCAAAGGGGCUUUCUGAUUGGUGGAUCGAUCAGAGGGCAAACAACGGGCUUUUAUGGUGUAGAGGUCGUAGCACUUUAUUACAUGAGCCAUAUGUUUUAAAUGCUUGUCUUAAAGUUCUCAUUUAUCUUGUUUUUUAUGUUCAUGCAUUACCAGAGGUAGCUGUCAUUCAGCUGGCAUUUAGAUUUUGUCCUUGACUGUAUCACACAGGAAACGGUUGGAAACUGAAUGCAUCUUUCCUGUAGAUAUCUACCUUUCUAUGUUCCAUAUUGGGGCUGGAAACUUCUCCUUUUUUGCACUAAUUGUAUAAGUAAGAACUUAUUUUUCAGAGUGCCCUUUAAAAGAAGAACUGAAACCAGAUGACUCGUUUUGAACCUCUGAUCUAUUGUUUUUCUGGGCCUGUACUUUUGUAAGGGAAAAUCCCUACAGAUGCAGACGGCUGUGUCAUUUAUGUCUGCCUUUGCUUUAUAAAAAUACAGUUUCAUUUCUUCUUUGAAAGGAAGUCUUCUUCCAGAAAGAGCCAGAAUGUUUGUAACAUGAUUAUUUUUGUGCACAAAAAAAGGAAAUGCAAUGGGUCAAAAAUCUUUUAAAUACCAGUUUUUGUCUGUUUAUCAUCAUGAAUGUUUUCCCAGUGUAGUGUUAUAAUUUUGUUAGGGAUGCACAGUUUUGGAUUUUUGCAUAAAUACUUCUAAACUCUUCCAAAGAUACUGCUCUUAAAACUCCAGGCUUCUUCUUUGCUCUUACUGUGGCAGCCAUUUUUAAAGAAAAACAACAUUUGACCUUUCAUUAGUUUUAGCACCACCACAAUUAAUGAAAGCUAUACUCUUUUUCUCAUGUAUAGAUAUUUGAUUACAUGCGCAUUAAAUGUUAAUUGUAUUAUAAAUUGUAUGACUAGAGCUAAACUUUUUGUGGCAGACAGAGCGCCUCUAACAGAGUAGUCUGUUGUUAACACCAUGACCAGUGGCUGCCUCCUUCCGUAUGUUUCAGGGCAGCUGGUUCACUAAGAUAAUCCUGAAAAAAAGUGCUUUUCUAGUGCAAAAAAAUUUGUUUAAAUCUAAACCUUCAUUUCCUUAAAGAACUUUAAAUUUCAACACAUGAGAAUGAUUAAAAAAAAAAAAAAAAACAGUUUAGACGAUUCUGAUUCUUUUAAUUCUGCGUAAUGCUCCACCAGUUUAUUUUCCGAUGUUUCCUGCUGAUCUACUGAUAAAUGUGCAUCCCUAAGUUGUGGAUUACAGUGAAUUCUAUAUGGUUGUCGUUUUUUCAAAACAUGUUUAAAUUUAUGGAAAUGAGACACAAAGGUGCUUAAAACUGGAGUAAACUUUGGUUGUGAUCGUUGGAACCAUGAUUGUGAAUGAUUGCAUGUUCUAUAUAUAUAAAAUAAAGACUGUUUGUUACAGAUGUUCUUGUUAGGGAUUUAAAUAAAAGUUUGUUCGAA